Messenger RNA from Coffea eugenioides, 1117 nucleotides. RefSeq names its product ras-related protein RABH1e. Gene Ontology annotation, molecular function: GTPase activity; GTP binding. The record is from RefSeq and is a predicted model, not a curated record. Lineage: Eukaryota; Viridiplantae; Streptophyta; Magnoliopsida; Gentianales; Rubiaceae. Bases 174 to 797 code for a protein of 207 amino acids. The transcript is spliced from 6 exons.
CACUUCCUUGAUUUUCUCUCUUUCUCUUUCUUUCCUCUCUGCUGUUUCUCCUCAUUUGACACCCAAGAAAACCAGGAGGGAAAAACAAAGGAGGACAUAAUCAGAUCUGAAUACAUAAUUCAUCUGAUCAAUUGAAAGAGAAAAAGAGAGAUUUGGAUAUUGUUAAAAAAAAGAUGGCGGUGGUUUCACCUCUAGCAAAGUAUAAAUUGGUGUUUUUAGGGGAUCAAUCCGUUGGAAAAACCAGCAUCAUCACGCGUUUCAUGUAUGAUAAAUUUGAUACGACUUAUCAGGCCACCAUCGGGAUUGAUUUUCUAUCAAAAACAAUGUACCUUGAAGAUAGAACGGUUCGCUUGCAGCUCUGGGAUACAGCUGGUCAAGAGAGAUUUAGAAGCCUUAUUCCAAGCUACAUUAGAGAUUCUUCCGUAGCUGUGGUUGUCUAUGAUGUUGCCAAUCGACAGUCAUUUUUGAAUACAUCAAAGUGGAUUGAGGAAGUUCGCACCGAACGAGGAACUGAUGUGAUUAUUGUUCUUGUUGGGAACAAAACUGAUCUUGUUGAUAAAAGGCAAGUUUCUAUAGAAGAAGGAGAUGGGAAGGCCCGUGAGUUCGGGGUGAUGUUCAUAGAGACCAGUGCUAAAGCAGGUUUCAAUAUUAAGCCUCUGUUUCGAAAGAUUGCUGCUGCAUUGCCUGGUAUGGAGACACUUUCGUCCACAAAACAGGAAGACAUGGUUGAUGUGAAUUUGAAGCCUACUGCAAACUCAUCGCAAACAGAACAGCAAGGGGGAGGUUGUGCAUGCUAGAUGUUUUUACUCUCUAGAAGUAGCAGCAGGAAGAAGAUGGAAAACCUUAGUAGUUGCAUGAACCUAGAUGUGGUUUUGGAAACUAAUUAAUUCCCUUUAUGUGGAAAUUGGAGCAAUUUUGGAGUUCUUCGCCCAGCACAUUACCUUGUUUUGUCAAGUUAAGAGACGGAGGAAGAUGACCACGAUCUUUCCUAGAAUACUUAGGUUUACUCAGGAUGCUAGCUUAUGCUGUUACAGCUCUACUCUCUUGUCUAAUUCCAUUAUAUUCCCCUUGUGUUGAUCUUGAUUUGAUUUAGAAAAGGCAUAUGAUUCUUGUGUCU